Phasianus colchicus (ring-necked pheasant) is the source of this 1916-nucleotide messenger RNA. NCBI's taxonomy places the organism in Eukaryota, Metazoa, Chordata, Aves, Galliformes, Phasianidae. The record is from RefSeq and is a predicted model, not a curated record.
GCCGGUGUGGGGCCGGGAUCCGUCGUUGUGGGGCUGCGGGGGCCUACGGGGCUUGGGGUGGUGGGGUGUGGGGCUGCGUGUGGGGCUGCGAUCCGUCGUUAUGGGGGCGAAGGGCUGGGACGGAAUUUCUGGCGCUGGGGGCUGGGGUGAGGGGCUGGAAACCUUCCAUGGUUUGGGGCUGGGGCCGACCCUGUAUGGGAUUGGGGUUCCAUUGGGAUUGGGGGGGGCUGGGGCCGCCCUUUUGGGGGCUGUGGUCUGAUAGGGCCGCGUGGCUGGGACUCCCAGGGUUGGGAUGGGGGCUGGGACAUCCAGGGGUUGAGACCCAUAGGGCUCAGGGUGUGGGGCUGGACCCCCUGGGUACAGGUCUGUGUCCCCUGGGAUGGGGCUGGGUGCAGGGCUGCCCCCAUAGCAGUGGGUUUGGCCCCCUCCCCCCCCGGUGUUUGGGUUCAUCCCGCCCUGCGUGCUGCCCCGUGCUGUCCCCAUGGCCACAAAGCCCCGUUGUGCCCGGUGCUGGCAGAGCUGUCCCCAGCAGGCGCUGUGCCCGUGGCUGAGACGUUGUGGGGGGGGCCGUGGGGUCACCCCUGCUUGCACCCAGGUCACCCAUGGGCUCCGGUGCCGCUCACUGACCGGGUGUGAUGAUGGAGGAGCAAGCCGUGAGGAUGAUGACGAUGACGAGGAGCCCCCAGGGGGCACAAAUGGGCGCUGGAGCCCCUUGAGUGGGGCUGGGCUGGAGGAGAUGGUGCGUGAGGCCACUCGCCUGGCAGCACAGCUGCAGCAAUGCCACCUGUCCCCGCUGCCCCCUGGCCCGGGGGGGGGCAGCCCCCGCAGCCCCCGCCGUGAGACCUUCGUGGUGAAGGACAGCCCUGUGCGGGCCCUGCUGCCCACCGUGCCUGCUGCCAGCGUCCCCAAGGAGUCCCCCCGCUGUCGCCCCCCGGCACCACCCAGAGGUGCCCCCAGCAGCAGGGGGACCUCCAACCAGAGUGGCCCCCCCCGGCCGUGCCCACCACGGGGGGCUGUGGCACGGGGCAGGUCUGAGCCCCUCCGUGCAGGGACAGCAGGGCCACCACCACUGCCAGGGCCACCAUCACUGCCAGCACCGCCCCCAGCAGUCGCCCCCCCCCACCCAGUGCCAUCCCCAAACCCCCCGGCCGGGCUGGGACAUCAGGGACUGCAGCAGGUGGGAGGGGAGCCCCCCGGACCAGCACAGCUGCACCCAGAGGUAAGGAUGGGGGCUGUCCCCUCUGACAGCUUGGGACUGCUCCGUGCCUCAGUUUCCCCACACCUACUCUCCCCCAGGUGCACCCCAUGGGGUGGGGGCUGGCUCCAGGUGCAGACUUGCCCCCCCCAGCAGCCGCCUGCAGCCCCCCCGCAAGACGGCAGCUGGCAGCACCCCACGAUGACAGCAUCACCCAGCUGGGGAAACUGAGUCACAGGGGAAGGGGGGGGGCACAGUAAGACCCCCCCAUCCCUCACAAGAGAGGAGGCAGAGGCUCAGGUCGGGUUUUGCUUUAAUUACAAAAGGUCACACCAGCAGUAGGAAACCCCCCCCGGCCCACCCGCCCUGCUCACCCAGGGGUCCCUCACCCCCCCAACAUCCUGCACCCAGCAUUAUGGCACCGCCUGAGCCUUGCCUCGGGGGGGGGGACACACACACCAUGGCAUCCACACCCUCCAACUGCCCCCACCCCCCAGUGCCACAGCACAGCCGAGCAAGGGUGGCAGCUGUUUGCCCCCCCCCCCUCCGUCCCCCUCCUGGGGGGGCUGGCACGCUGUGGGGGGGCCCUAUAUCUUUUUUUUUUUCUUUUUUUUUUGUAUUUUUCAUGUAUUUUUUAAAUAAAACCCUCCAUGGGGCAGCAGUGCUGUGGGUGAUUCCUGGGGUACCCCAUGGCACACAGCUGCCCCCAUACCCUCGGGGG